This is a messenger RNA of Lactuca sativa (garden lettuce), 582 nucleotides long. Lineage: Eukaryota; Viridiplantae; Streptophyta; Magnoliopsida; Asterales; Asteraceae. The record is from RefSeq and is a predicted model, not a curated record.
AUGUGGGCUUGUGGUGGUGAUAAGGCUCCGGGUCCCAAUGGGCUAACAUUCAAGUUCAUCAAACGAUAUUGGGAUAUAAUAAGUGAUGAUUUGAUGAGGACUGUCCGGAAAUUUGAGGAUUAUGGAACUCUAUCUAAAGGUUGUAACUCCUCGUUCAUUACGUUAGCUCCUAAAUCUAAGGAUCCGACUUUCCUGGUUGAUUUCAGAUCCAUUAGCUUGAUUGGUUGUAUAUACAAGAUAAUAUCCAAAGUGUUGGCAACUAUAUUAAAGACAAUAAUUGGGAGUGUAAUCGAUGAAGUUCAGUCUACUUACGUGGAGGGCAGAAGUAUACUUGAAGGGCCCCUUAUAGUCAAUGAAAUAUGUUCGUGGGUCAAAAAAACAAAAAAGAAGGUGCUACUCUUCAAAUUAGAUUUUGAUAAAGCGUUUGAUUCUGUCAAUUGGGAGUACUUUGACUCAAUUCUCAAUCAAAUGAGAUUUGGGAAUAAGUGGAGAAAGCAGUUUCGAGGAUGUUUGUCAUCUGUCCAUGCCUCUGUUAUCAUCAACUGUAGUCCAACUAAAGAAUUUAACAUCUUAAAGGGGUGA